GAAUGAAUGAAUGAGAAAGGAAUAUGAACAGGGUUCUGGAAGUUUCACAAGUUAGGUUGCGUGCGCAAAGAUUAUCAUCUAUCUAUCUGGUUGCUUCCGCCCCAAGCCUAAUCUCUCCUAUUCCACCCUUCCUUUCUUCCUUUCUUGCUCACUUUCAGAAAAUUUGAGCUGUUUGGGAAAAAGGGUAUGCUCUGAUAUUGGUGUUUCUCAAUGGCAAUCAAAUCCUAUGAGAUGUUGGCUGAGAAAUACCUGCUCUCUGACCAUAUUGUUCCUUAUACGUCUAUGCUUUUUGGAAUUUUGGCUUGCAAAUUGGUUUAUCAUGUUAACCAUCUGCUCAGUGCUGCUUACUUCAAGGGCUAUUCUGGCCUUUCGAGAAUGAAACGUAUUGAGUGGAACAAUAGGGCUAUAUCAACUCUUCAUGCCAUUUUUAUCACAGCUAUGUCAUUGUACUUGGUGUUUUGGUCGAAUCUCUAUUCCGACUACUCUGACAACCAACACAAGCCUAUUGUUACUUUCCAGAGUUCCCUAUUGUCUACAUUUGUAUUGGGGGUUUCAGUUGGGUACUUUCUGUCUGACCUUGGGAUGAUCAUUUGGUUCUACCCUGCUCUAGGUGGAUUGGAAUAUGUGAUUCAUCAUCUUCUUUCUAUAACAUCCGUAGCAUAUGCAAUGUUGACCGGGGAAGGACAACUGUAUACCUACAUGGUUCUUAUCUCUGAGACAACCACCCCUGGCAUCAAUUUGAGAUGGUAUCUUGACACUGCUGGAAUGAAAAGGACUAAAACAUAUAUGAUAAAUGGUGUUGUGAUAUUCAUUGCUUGGCUGGUUGCCAGGAUCCUCCUGUUCAUGUUUCUGUUCUAUCAUCUCUACCUGCAUUAUGAACAGGUUAAACAAAUGCACGCAGUUGGACAAUUUUUAGCUUUCGGGGUGCCGCCAAUGCUAGCUGUCAUGAAUUUGAUGUGGUUUGGGAAGAUUUUAAGGGGAUUGAAGAAGACGUUAGCAAAGAGGCAGUGAGAUUUUGAUGGGGGCCGGUGAUUUUCACAGUUAUCCAUGUAUAUAUGAGCAACAUCAUAUCUCAUUCAAUGCAAAUCAGAGUUUUUAGUA
Molecule: messenger RNA, 1101 nt
Organism: Fragaria vesca subsp. vesca
Lineage: Eukaryota; Viridiplantae; Streptophyta; Magnoliopsida; Rosales; Rosaceae
Product: transmembrane protein 56-B-like
Exons: 10
Coding region: 211-1011 (266 amino acids)
Biological process (GO): lipid homeostasis
Cellular component (GO): endoplasmic reticulum; membrane
Source: RefSeq, a predicted model, not a curated record